CUGUGGUUGGCCAUUUCCUGACAUCUUCCAUAGCAGAGCCUGACAUACUUUCUUCUGUGUUUUACUUCAUAUUUUGACUCCAGCAACAUUCAGCAACAAAAAUGCUUCUACUGACGACAUUGGUUUUCUGGCUUGCUGGCAUAUGUGAUGGUGUGCAGAGACUGACCUGUCCUUAUGAUCUAAAGGACGAGGACCUCCCCAGGGUGUGGUGUAAGGAGACGUCCCCACAGUGCUGUUCAGGCUUCAGCUUCAGCAGGGAGAGCCAGUCUUUGGAUGCAGGAAGGCUGAAGGUGACUCAGGGUGUUGACUCCUUCAUUGUGGAUGUCCUGGGCCUGGCCCAGGGAGAGGGAAUGUAUUGGUGCGGUGUGCUGAGCAGCAAUAAAACCAUCAUCAAACUGGCUGAGGAGUACUUCUACAGCAGCCUCAGGUUCCUACGUUUGGGACAUUCUUCGCUGGAUUCUGAUGCCUCUGCUCCCCAUGGCGAUCAUCUUUUCUUACUGUUACUUAAAAAGAAAAGACCAAAACAAGAAGGAGAUGGGAGUAUACAUGAACAUCACUAUGAUCUCAGAUCUGGCACAAAAUAAUCCACAUACUGAAGAAGAGAACUGAGCUGGAAUGAUGGACAUUGCCAAAGGACACACCAAAUGCUAAAGGGGCUUUCAAUUCUAUGCUACAAAACGAGACGGCCAUUACAGCUUACCAAUAGUUUGUCGUAGCUUUCACGAUUUUCAUAAUGGAAAAAAAAGGUAAAUGCCAUCUGUGAAGAAAUACGUUUGCAUUUAUUAGGACGAGCCAAACACAGGUUCACAUCCAGUGAAAAUAUGGAAACAUUUCAUGGGAUGAAAAUAAAUAUCAAAUCGACCUUUCUAUACAUUAUUUUCUUAUUGUACAACAUAAGCCUCAUGCGCCAAUUGGAAAUUUGCUCUUAGCAUUAUUUUUGCCUCAUGAACCACCCAUUGAAUGACAACUAUAGACAGACAUUGCAGCAGUACUUUAGAUUAAUGCAUAGUUUCAUAUUUUGAAAAAAACAUUUUGACAUUUUAAACCAACAAAUGUAAUCUAACGUGACAAGUAUAUAAUACAUCUAAAAGUCUCGUCAAGUUAAUUGUCAGUUAAUAAACACACCUUGUAACAUUGUCGAAAUAAAAGCUUCAUGUACUGUAUAUCA
Molecule: messenger RNA, 1168 nt
Organism: Oncorhynchus gorbuscha (pink salmon)
Lineage: Eukaryota; Metazoa; Chordata; Actinopteri; Salmoniformes; Salmonidae
Exons: 5
Coding region: 102-584 (160 amino acids)
Source: RefSeq, a predicted model, not a curated record